GUGGUUAUAUAAUAAUUCUUCCUCAAAUAGGGAGAGCGCGCGCUUUUCACUUUUAAAGAUACCGUUUCAUAUCUCUUCCCGGUUCGCAGGAUGCCUCUAAAAAAGUUACCCUCCAUCUCUCAUACUCUGAGAAAGCCUUGCCAUUUCUUAAUCAUACUCUUUUCCCACUGAAUCUGAUCGACUGGUCGCUCAGAAACCAUCAAAUUAUCCUUCAAAAUCUAAAAAAUUCUCACUUUUUUCCAUCUGGGUAGUUUACUUUCUUGUCAAUCAAUGCAGUUCCCAUUAAUCCGAUGCCGAACGUACAGUUCAAGUGUACCCACUUCCGCCAAUUCCCAGAUUGCUUGGUUCUCCCGCCUUGGCCAAAUCGAGAACGCCCGAAAGGUGUUCGACCAAAUGCCCCAAAAGAAUAUUGUUUCCUGGAACUCUAUAAUUGCUGGGUACUUCCAAAACAACCAACCCGCUGAAGCCCGGUGCCUGUUUGAUCGAAUGCCCGAGCGGAACACUGUUUCUUGGAACGGGUUGAUUUCUGGGUACGUGAAGAAUAGGAUGGUAAAGGAAGCUCGAAAAGUGUUUGACACGAUGCCGGAGAGGAAUGUUGUUUCUUGGACUGCCAUGGUGAGAGGGUAUGUGGAGGAGGGGUGUAUCUCGGUGGCGGAAUCUCUUUUUUGGCAGAUGCCGCAGAGGAAUGUCGUGUCGUGGACGGUGAUGUUGGGUGGGCUGAUUCGUGACCGUAGGAUUGAUGAGGCUCGCCGCCUUUUUGAUAUGAUGCCGGUGAAGGAUGUAGUUGCGAGGACGAAUCUGAUGGCUGGGUAUUGCCAGGAAGGUCGUAUGGAUGAGGCCCGCGAGCUUUUUGAUGAGAUGCCAAGCCGCAAUGUGGUUUCUUGGACUACUAUGGUUUCUGGUUAUGUGCAGAACCAACGGGUAGACAUUGCUAGGAAGCUUUUUGAGGUGAUGCCAGAGAAGAAUGAGGUGACAUGGACAGCAAUGCUUAUGGGUUACACUCAAUGUGGACGGAUUGUAGAGGCCGCAGAGCUUUUUGAUGCUAUGCCCAUUAAGUCAGUCAUUGCUUGCAAUGCAAUGAUUCUAGGAUUUGGCCAGAAUGGGGAGGUUUUUAAUGCAAGGAAAGUAUUUGAGCAAAUGAGGGAGAAGGACGAUGGCACAUGGAGUGCUAUGAUAAAGGUCUAUGAACGUAAAGGGUGUGAAUUGGAGGCACUUGAUUUGUUUACUUUGAUGCAGAGACAAGGAAUUCGAGCUAAUUUCCCUUCUCUGAUAAGUAUUCUCUCUGUUUGUGCUAGCCUGGCAAGUCUUGAUCAUGGUAGACAGGUGCAUGCCCAGAUGUUGAGAUCUCAGUUUGAUUCUGAUGUAUAUGUUUCCUCAGCUUUGAUCACCAUGUAUAUCAAAUGUGGUGAUCUUGUCAAGGCAAAAUGGGUGUUUGAUAGGUUUUCUCCCAAGGAUAUUGUAAUGUGGAAUUCUAUUAUUACAGGUUAUGCACAACAUGGACUAGGAGAGGAAGCUUUACAAGUAUUCUAUGAAAUGUGCUCCUUAGGCAUUGCAACUGAUGAUAUAACUUUCGUUGGAGUUCUCUCAGCUUGUAGCUACACAGGAAAGGUUAAAGAAGGGCUUGAAAUUUUUGAGUCCAUGAAAACCAAGUAUUUAGUGGACUCAAGUAUGGAACAUUAUGCUUGUAUGGUUGAUCUGCUAGGUCGAGCUGGUCGUUUAAAAGAGGCAAUGGAUUUAAUUGAAAAAAUGCCAGUUGAACCAGAUGCUAUUAUUUGGGGUUCCGUAAUGGGUGCAUGUAAGAUGCACAUGAACUUGGAUUUAGCUGAAGUUGCAGCAAAGAAACUUUUACAACUUGAGCCCAGAAAUGCCGGGCCAUAUAUCUUGCUUUCAAACAUAUAUGCGUCAAGAGGUAGAUGGGCUGAUGUUGCAGAGCUGAGGAAAGACAUGAGAUCAAGGAAGGUGAGCAAGUCACCUGGUUGUAGCUGGAUUGAGGUGGAGAAGAAAGUCCAUAUGUUUACUGGAGGAGAAAUCAUGCCUCACCCUGAGAAUCCAAUGAUCUUGAGGAUGUUGGAAAAACUAGGUGGGUUGUUAAGAGAAGCUGGGUAUUCUCCUGAUGGUAGCUUUGUGUUUCAUGACGUAGACGAAGAAGAGAAGGUGCGAAGCUUGGGACAUCAUAGUGAGAAACUCGCUGUCGCAUAUGGACUUUUGAAGGUUCCUGCACCAAUGCCUAUUCGUGUAAUGAAGAACCUCCGAGUCUGUGGGGAUUGUCAUUCUGCAAUCAAAUUGAUAGCAAAGAUAACAGGGCGAGAGAUCAUAUUGAGGGAUGCCAAUAGAUUCCACCAUUUUAAGGAUGGAGUGUGUUCUUGCAAAGAUUACUGGUGACGUGAUUCCACUGAAGCUGGUGUUGACUCUAAUGUCAGUUUGUUGGCGGCGUAGUAGUGACACCAGAUUUGACGCAUGGUGAAUCUUUUUUCUUUCCAAGAGGCUAAUGAUCAUUUAUCUGCUCCAAACUGUUCUUUACCUACGAGGAUAGUGUGGCAAAUUGAGUUUGAACUCUUCUUUUGCAUUUGCAACCAUGGUUUUUUGAUGUUUAAAAGGAUGGGUUGCCCUUGCAAAUUGAAAACAAAGAUGUUGGAUGGAUAUAGUUUAGACAGCAAGUUGAUUAUGUUACUGCCAUUCAGUCAAUGGUGUAUGUGGUAUGGUACAAAGUUUCACGUCCUCACAAGAGCAAAAAUUUUCAGGUAAUUGAAAACCUGUGGGCCGUGGGUGCUUACUUGGAGCGAGAAACUUUCGCAUUCUCCAGAUUGCAGUUGCUGCUGCUACGGAACAAUGCGAAAGUCUAAGGGAGGCAGAUCAUUUUGAGGUAGGUGGAGAGUUUUUUCACCAUUAAGGAUGGGUGUGGCCAGUAUUGAUGAUAGCAUGGUGAAAAAACUCUCCACCUUCCUCAAAAUGAUAUUAAGGAUGGGUGUGGCCGGUAUUGAUGAUAGCAUGGAUCUUUGAUACAAGGACAUUGAUGCGUAGGGCUAACAAUCAUGCUCUCCAGCCUUAAACGGGUAAUUGUUGUUGCUCUUAAGUUGACAUGAUCAGAUGAUUAUUAUCAUCAUCUGUUCUGAACGUAUCUUCUGUUGAACAAGAUCUGCAGUGAAAUGGGGGUGGGAUAUGGACAGAUAAUCGCACUCUCUACUGUGAAAAUAUUUUGGGAAGGAAAGCUAUGGAAUCAUUGAGACUUGCAUAUAUUGUACGUGUGACAGACUUGAACCCUGUACGAUCGAUGAGUAACAUAAAGUUGGAGACCUUGUAACUCAUGUAUGAUUGCAGGACGAAUGCACAGCCCAUGAAAACCAUUUAUCUGCAGCGCACUACGAUAGCACUCGGAAAAUUGUCAGAGGUUUUGCUUUGGCAUGAAUAUUUUCUUUGUAGUUCUCUAACCAAGUGAUCAUUUUCUCCAAUAUCAAUAAUCAACUAGAUGCAUGCUCUUUGGAUAUAAAUUGUCGUUGUUAGCGACUUAGGGCUGAGCUUUGUGACCAGUUUAUUUUCAUUUUCUUGCAAUUGAAUUUCUGGUGAUUCUUUUCUCUUUGUAUAUAGCUGCAAGCCUGUGCCUAACUUUUACUAGGAUAUUAGAAGUAAUUUGUUAUAUUUGCUUGCAAUUAAGAGAGUGCACUUAUUUUGUGAUGCAGUGUGAACCUCUCAGUAACUCUCAACUUUCUCUCUUCCCAUUUUUCUAUUUCCUCAUUUGUCAUUGUAAUCCUGUUACUAAACCAGAUAUGGCAACAUAAGAACUCACACACACACACACACAUACUAUCUCUCUCUCUCUUUCUCUCUCUCUCUCUCAUUACAAAGAAAGUUUGAGAUUUAAGCCAUCACUGCCACUUCCUUCCCGUUUAUCUUCUUGUUUAGCUUCAUCUUCUCUCUUGGAAGAACCAGGUAAUAAGUUUGGCUGAGUAGUAGUACCUUUAGACUGGCGAUCAUGAUUAGCACCCUCCAUGAAAUCCUCCGGUUGGAACGACGGCUUCUCUCCCUCACCUCUCUUCCCUUUUUCCUCGUGCGAUUUGUUCACCCCUCCCAUCAUCUGUUCGCGCAUUUCUCGCGUAUCUCUUAACAAAGCAAAGAACUUCUCCAUCUUCUCUUCCUCAUCUUCUUCCUCUUUCUCCAUUUUCCUCUUCUUACUUUUUCCAUCCAUUAUAUUUAUUUGUAUAGUAUAAAUAUGAGUGUAAUGUGAUU
Rhododendron vialii is the source of this 4224-nucleotide messenger RNA. RefSeq names its product pentatricopeptide repeat-containing protein At1g56690, mitochondrial-like. The transcript is spliced from 2 exons. The coding region runs from base 271 to 2382 and encodes 703 amino acids. Lineage: Eukaryota; Viridiplantae; Streptophyta; Magnoliopsida; Ericales; Ericaceae. The record is from RefSeq and is a predicted model, not a curated record. Gene Ontology annotation, biological process: RNA modification. Gene Ontology annotation, molecular function: zinc ion binding; RNA binding; protein binding.